Molecule: messenger RNA, 411 nt
Organism: Linnemannia hyalina
Lineage: Eukaryota; Fungi; Mortierellomycota; Mortierellomycetes; Mortierellales; Mortierellaceae
Source: the annotation of a GenBank genome assembly
AUGAACGCACCCGACCGUUUCGAACUCUUCGUCUUGCCCGAUGGCGUCAAGAAGCUGACGAUUACACCAGAUACAAAGAUCCCCAACGCAGCAACAUUCAAGAUCGAGAAGGAAGACCACACCCUCGCCAACAUGCUCAGGAUGCAAUUGCUGGAGGAUCCCAAGGUGUUGUUCGCAGGAUACAAGAUGCCUCACCCCUUGGACCACUACUUCAUCCUCAAGGUCCAAACAACGCCCGACACCAACCCUGCACACGUCCUCGGAAACGCCGUCACAGAACUCAUCCAGACCGUCGGAAGCAUGAAGAACAAGUUCGAGAUGGAUUUGAUCCGCGCUCGGUCAGACGCUUCGAAGGUGGAUAAUGGCGAGGGCGAAGAUUUGUCGUCUCACCAGGUCGACAUGGACUUCUAA